Nannospalax galili (Upper Galilee mountains blind mole rat) is the source of this 1048-nucleotide messenger RNA. It is a transcript of the gene Vti1b, whose product is annotated as vesicle transport through interaction with t-SNAREs 1B. Lineage: Eukaryota; Metazoa; Chordata; Mammalia; Rodentia; Spalacidae. The record is from RefSeq and is a predicted model, not a curated record. Gene Ontology annotation, biological process: vesicle fusion with Golgi apparatus; macroautophagy; intra-Golgi vesicle-mediated transport. Bases 132 to 830 code for a protein of 232 amino acids. The transcript has 6 exons. Gene Ontology annotation, molecular function: SNARE binding; SNAP receptor activity. Gene Ontology annotation, cellular component: late endosome membrane; Golgi apparatus; ER to Golgi transport vesicle membrane.
CCUCGACCCCGGAAGCGCCUGGUUCCCGGCGGCGGUAGCGGUGAUGGCUUCGGGACUGGGCGGCUGAGCUGCGCUGGAGUGGGCCCAGCGCCCGUGGUCUCCGCAGUAGCCGCUUACGUGCAGUGUGCGCCAUGGCCACCUCCGCCGCCUCCUCGGAGCAUUUCGAGAAACUGCACGAGAUCUUCCGCAGCCUCCUAGAAGACUUACGAGGGGUGCCCGAGCGGCUACUGGGGACAGCGGGGACCGAAGAGAAGAAGAAGUUGGUCAGAGACUUUGAUGAAAAACAACAGGAAGCAAAUGAAACGCUGGCAGAGAUGGAGGAAGAACUACGGUAUGCACCCCUAUCUUUCCGUAACCCUAUGAUGACUAAGCUUCGAAACUACAGGAAGGACCUUGCCAAACUCCACCGCGAGGUGAGAAAUACACCUUUGACAGCCACAGCUGCAGGCCGAGGAGACCCGAAGUAUGGCACAUAUGCCUUAGAGAAUGAGCAUAUGAACCGGCUACAGUCUCAAAGGACAUUGCUUCUACAAGGCACUGAAAGCCUGAACCGGGCCACCCAAAGCAUUGAGCGUUCUCAUCGGAUUGCCGCGGAAACUGACCAAAUUGGUUCAGAAAUCAUAGAAGAGCUGGGGGAGCAACGAGAACAGUUGGAACGUACCAAGAGCAGACUGGUAAACACAAAUGAAAACUUGAGCAAAAGUCGAAAGAUUCUCCGCUCCAUGUCUAGAAAAGUGAUAACCAACAAGCUGCUGCUUUCCAUCGUCAUCUUACUGGAGCUGGCCAUCCUGGUCGGUCUGGUGUAUUACAAAUUCUUUCGAAGCCAUUGAACUUCUUGUCGAGAAGGGAUUGUGGACCAGAAUCUUGGCUCUGAGAAUGAGUGGUGUUAGGAUAUAAAACUGCUGCUGUAGGCUUACAGUUCAAGAAUGUAUUGUAUAGCCAGACUGUGGAAGGGAGGGCAAUGGAAAACCACACAAAUGUGAAGGAACAGCAAGACCAGUAUGAUAUACCAAGGUAAUAAAUGCUGUUUAUGACUUCUUCAAAUUUA